Molecule: messenger RNA, 1497 nt
Organism: Oryza brachyantha (malo sina)
Lineage: Eukaryota; Viridiplantae; Streptophyta; Magnoliopsida; Poales; Poaceae
Product: protein CIA1
Exons: 11
Coding region: 160-1218 (352 amino acids)
Biological process (GO): iron-sulfur cluster assembly
Cellular component (GO): cytosolic [4Fe-4S] assembly targeting complex
Molecular function (GO): protein binding
Source: RefSeq, a predicted model, not a curated record
CGCGCGGUGGACUCCCUUCCCCUCCCUUCCCCCUCCGCCGCCGCCGCCGCCGCCGCCGUCGCCGGCCGCCGCCUCCUCCAACCCCCUCGCCCUCUCCUCUUCACCACUCCCUCGACCGAUCGCGCCAUCCUUGCUACCACCGCCCGGAGGGGGGGGGGCAUGGCCAUGGACGGCGGCGCCGCGGAGCUGCGCGAGGCGCACCGCUUGACGGGGCACACGGACCGCGUCUGGUCCCUCGCGUGGAACCCCUCCCCAGGCGCCGGCGCCGGCCCCGUCCUCGCGUCCUGCGGCGGCGACAAGGCCGUUCGGAUCUGGAAGCGCGCGGCCGACGGCGCGUGGCGAUGCUCGGAUGUGCUGGAGGACACGCACAACCGCACGGUGAGGUCGUGCGCCUGGUCCCCCGACGGGAAGCUGCUGGCCACCGCGAGCUUCGACUCCACCACGGCGAUAUGGGAGUACUCCGGCGGCGACUUCGAGUGCGUCGCCACCUUGGAGGGCCAUGAGAAUGAGGUGAAGAGCGUGUCCUGGAGCGCGUCGGGGUCGCUGCUCGCGACGUGCAGCCGGGACAAGGCAGUGUGGAUAUGGGAGAUGCAGCCAGGGAACGAGUAUGAGUGUGUCGCGGUGCUGCAAGGGCAUACGCAAGAUGUGAAGAUGGUGCAGUGGCACCCGAACCUUGAUGUCCUUGUUUCUGUCAGCUAUGACAAUUCAAUCAGGGUCUGGGCUGAUGAUGGCGACGAUGAGUGGCAUUGUGUGCAGACAUUAACUGAAGCCGAUAACUGUGGUCACUCAUCAACAGUAUGGGCAUUAUCUUUUAACCAGAAAGGUGAUAGGAUGGUCACAUGCAGUGAUGACCGUACAUUGAAAAUAUGGGACACAAGUGCUGAUUUGUCUCAACCAAAAACUGGUGACAACCAUGAAUCAUGGCGACACCUUUCUACUCUCACAGGAUAUCAUGGUCGAACCGUUUUUUCAGCCCAUUGGUCAAGCGAGGAUAUCAUAGCCAGUGGUGCAGGUGAUGAUGUGAUCUGCUUAUUUACUGAGGACAAGAGUAGUAUGACUGAGGAGCCUUCGUACAGAUUAAUAUUAAAGAAAGAGAAGGCACAUGACAUGGAUAUAAACUGUGUCCGAUGGUGUCCUCAGGACCCGAAUAUGUUGGCAUCAGCAAGCGAUGAUGGAACAGUGAAAUUGUGGGAGCUGAGAGGCAAUGCACUGGAUUGAAUUUUGUUUUGUUUAUUGUAACAUAAUGGUAGCUAUAGAUUUUCCAUGCAAGCUAUGAGCAUCUGGCAUGUGUAUACAUUAUGGAACAACGGAGGUGCGGUUAUACCAUUUUUACAAAUAAGUUGUGGAACAUUGUUACUACUAUCAUGUAGUACCAAAUACGACUAAUUUUACUUGAUUUUUGUUUUACAAUGUGACUGCCUCCUGCAUGGGCAAUUGGGCAGGCUGGUGUUAAGAAUUGUGCAUCUGACUUUGGUUGCGUCCCUUUGGUGUUAAAGA